This is a messenger RNA of Colletotrichum acutatum, 1829 nucleotides long. RefSeq lists its product as uncharacterized. The annotation marks the transcript as partial. NCBI's taxonomy places the organism in Eukaryota, Fungi, Ascomycota, Sordariomycetes, Glomerellales, Glomerellaceae. The record is from RefSeq and is a predicted model, not a curated record. The transcript has a single exon.
AUCAGCUUGAGAUGCGACGAGGUAUGCAUCGAGCCCUCCUGUUUCUAUUGAAGCAAUACACUGACCACAUAUGCAGGAAUUACUGAGUUACCUCCACUUCGUCUAUGAUACUUGGUUGCAACUCGCCGGGGGCAACGAAAGUGAAUUAGAGAAGAUCGACUGGAUCACCGUCGAGGCUGUUCAGCUUAGGUGUCCGAAAUUUUCUGCGUCAGAUGAGCAGGCGCUCCGUGGCAUCAUCCUCAGAGGCGAUAUUUUCGGUUAUUUCAGCCAAGCCGAACGGGUAGCAGCAUUCGCGAAGCUGUGCUCGUUCGACUUCCCGAUUCCAUCUCUGUCAACUUUCUUCAAAGAUUUCGGCUAUCUCGAACGGUGCGGCAAUAGUAUGAAGCAUCUAGUCCCUAUGAAGCGAAGGGGCCCGACUGUUCGGAGGAUGCUCCUUCAGAGCUUUAACCCACCGACCUUGCCAGCACAGCCAGAAAGCCCGCUGCUAGACGAAUUCGAUAAUCUUGAGGCUCAGUUUCAACUUGCUAUGAGGCGACUAUGGCUGUUCGCGAUGAGGGAAUUCCACUCCAUUCGCACCGAUCCUAGCCUCUUGCCAAGAUUCGCAAGUCUGGCCGUUGAACUGGGCUUUGACAAUGAUGAAAUUCGUUCUCUCAAAAAGCUUUCUCCUCAUCGGGAGAUAGCAAGGCAGGCAAUGGCAUUAGUCCGGUCUUCGCAGGACCAGGAUUACAACUCCGUGGCAGACGAGGCUAUCAUUGGUCAAAUUGCUCAAGCAUUUUCCGGACACCAACAUGGGCCAAAAAGACAGACCUACAGCGCUUUUACCACCAAUGCAACCACUACGAAGAUGCACGUGCGCCCAUGGCUUGAUUCCAAAGCGUAUUUGAUGGACCGCCCGAAUCUUGUCGUUGAGGUCCUCGACCAACAGCCGAUCGUUAAAAAGAAGGAAGUUACAAGUUUAUUCCUUCUUCGAUCGAUCUACAAAGCCAUUUUCCACAAAGAUAUAGCCUAUCUUGCCGGUGGAAGCAGAGCAGAGCCAAGUCACAGUGAGAAUCACCAACAUGUCCAGAACCACCGGACAAAAGAGUCACGGGAUCAUGCGGCCACACGGCACGCAGAUUCAACGGUCACACUUGAUUCCACGAAUACAAGAACGCGGCGGGUUAGACUGCAAAUCACUCAAGCGGGAAUCAAUCGUGAAGAGCGCCAUGUAGACAUAAAUCUUGACGACAGAAAUGGGCCUAAUCAAAUCGGAAGUAUCAUUCAACAAUUAAUGGUACAAUACCGUGUACUACCUUUCUCACCGAUGGGCUACCCGCUGUUGGCGGAAGAAUGCUACGGAGAAAUUGUGCGAAAAGGCCACGACUGCCUUUACCUCACGGAUGAUAAGCGGGGGAAAAUUCCGAUUUAGGGAUCUUGAUGCAUAGAUUGACAUAAUCGAGUUUACGCCGUCAAUAAUCCAGCGUCCGAGCUUGUCCGUGAAACGUCCAAGAAAUUUCUCAGGCCACCCAUCACCGUUGUCCUCAUGCCGUCCAAGCCUGUCUUUGGGCCGUAUCCGUUGACGUCCCAUGCGCGUCCUCGAACUUGUCCACCAAUCAUUGACGUCCCAUGCGGGUCCUCGUGCCGUCCAAACUUGUCUUCAGCCAUUCGAGCCUGCCCGCCGUUGUCCUAGAGUAGGAUUGUAUGUGAAGGCCAAAAUAGCUGACUCUACCAAGAGCAAGGCUGAGAGCGAUCGCGACUAAGCCGUCUUUGACGUGUCAUCCUCGUAUCUGGUAGCGGCCUAGACCUCCGAUGGCAUGCUGUUGUAGGAGUGGUACAAUAUUGUGCACACG